UUGUGAUAUGUGUUGAUAAAUAUCUAUACUUCGUAGACGGAUGCAAGUUUCACUUCAUUGGUGAAGUACCACAUCAAGAAACUCAUAUUUGCUAGAUCUUGUUGAUUCAAAGUCGUCGAUCAAUUUCCCUUCGGCCAUGGAGUUACACGCUCUUCCUUUUGACGUGAAGACCGUGUUUGUUAAAGUGAAAAAGAAGCAGCUGAAGAAGCUACGCGGUCCAGACUCGCCUCUUUACAGAGCCACCUGGCCGAUGAUCUAUAUCGUACGAGUGUUCGGCUUCGCUCCUUACAACUUCUCGCAAGACCGCCUGGUGCCGUCGAACAUCAACCUGAUCUUCACGACAAUCGCCACUACUUUCUACAGUUAUGUAUUUUACCAGGUGUUUAGCAGAUUUCUAAGUAUCAAGAGAGGAAACAAGACUCUUGAUAAAACAGUGAACAUAAAGAUGUUCAUAAACUACAGCGUGGUGAUGUACGAGUUGGGCUUGGUGACAUUCACGAGACGCAGAUUCGUCAGGAUUUGGAAUGCGCUACAAGAUUUUGAUGAGGAGGUCCGACAAUUGGGUUAUUCUCGCAAAGAGACGCGGACCGCGGUCGUCGCGUGGAUCCUCGUAAUUGUGACCGCGGCCCUCUGGAUUUCCAUUAAUCGCCUCGGAAUGUACACUUUCGGAGAGAAAUGGACCGACAAUAUGGGAUACUUGAUGCCCUAUAUUGUUACGUCGGUGGCUAUCUACAAGUUCGUGGCGAUGGCUAUUUUUCUAGGCCAGCGGUUUCAUCACCUGAACACGAUUGCGAUGCAAAAUCUACCGUUUACGUCAGCGAGGGGCAAUGGAAUGAUCAUUAGCCAGAAGAUGAUUCUGAGUAUGCAUAACGAUUUGAUGAUUGCCGCGGAGAACUUGGACUCGCUGUAUUCGUGGUCGCUACUCUUUUGGCUGAUCAAUCUGAGCUUGCUUAUCAUCAGCAUCAUAUAUUUUAUAAUUCAGUACUUGCUCAUGAAGCAGUGGAAGGUGCAGAUGUGGUCGAUGAUCUCCCUCUUGUUCGCGUGGCUACUGGCGUUCCUCUUUCAGCUGUUACUACUUCAUAUCGCCUGUGACUUCGCCUCA
Messenger RNA from Temnothorax curvispinosus, 1102 nucleotides. RefSeq lists its product as uncharacterized. Lineage: Eukaryota; Metazoa; Arthropoda; Insecta; Hymenoptera; Formicidae. Gene Ontology annotation, biological process: sensory perception of taste. Gene Ontology annotation, cellular component: membrane; dendrite; neuronal cell body. The record is from RefSeq and is a predicted model, not a curated record. The transcript has 3 exons. The annotation marks the transcript as partial.